AAGCUCCCUGCAGAGCUGCUUCCUACACGGAUCCGAGGAGGAGCCUCGCCCGGAACGGGCACUGGACUGUUCUGACGUGGCGAUUCUCUCGGGAGCCCCGGGAGUUUGAAGACAGAAGGGAGAAGCCCUCAGAGAGCAUCAAAGGCUGAGGGGUGCUGUAAAAGGAACAGGGGAGUUCUCUGAAAAGAAUCUGUCAUGCACCGAAAUGCUUUCUGGAGAAGGUGCCAUUAUUUGCCUCCCCUUUUGCUCAGAUAAAAGGAGCCAGCAAGGACAGUACUGAAGUAUCCCUCAGGGGCCUUUUGGUCAUUGUUCCUCUUUCCCCUGCUCACGGCUAUUUGCUGACCUUUCCAGAGAAUCUCAGUGCCCCCAGUUCCAGCUGAGAAGACAGUUCUUAAUAAAAAAAAAAAAAAAGAAAGAAAAUUCUGCUGUUGGAAUGGGAGGUGCCGCUUGCUUGCUGUGGUUCUUUUUGCUGUGACAUUUUGGAAUGUCUGCAGAAACAAAAAAAAUAAUUUAAAAAACCUCAAAAACUCCGGGGAUUAGGCAAGAAAAAAGGAACUUUUUUGCCAUAAAGAAGUAAAUGAGAGGUGGUAACUUAUCCCCGAUCCAGGACCUGGAUGAUCAAAAUCUUCAAGUUCUAGGAAACAGCACUUCAACAAAUAAACAAACAUGAGAAGGAGUAGCUGUGGGAUCCCGAUAUCACACAGAGGCAGGUUUUAAAGGGAGCCAGAAACGGGUUCAGAAUUUUGGGGCUGUAUGAUGCCUGAAGACCGAAGUGCUGGGGGGCGCCCCUCAGGUGCCUUGGCGUCUACUCCUUUCAUUCCUAAAACUACAUACAGAAGAAUUAAACGGUGUUUUAGUUUUCGGAAAGGCAUUUUUGGACAGAAACUGGAAGAUACUGUCCGUUAUGAGAAGAGAUACGGACACCGUCUGGCUCCAAUGUUGGUGGAGCAGUGUGUGGACUUUAUCCGACAAAGGGGGCUGAAGGAAGAGGGUCUCUUCCGACUGCCGGGCCAGGCUAACCUUGUCAAGGAGCUGCAGGAUGCCUUUGACUGUGGAGAGAAGCCAUCCUUUGACAGCAACACAGAUGUACACACAGUGGCAUCGCUUCUUAAACUGUAUCUCCGAGAACUCCCAGAACCGGUUAUUCCUUAUGCCAAGUAUGAGGAUUUUUUGUCUUGUGCCAAACUGCUCAGCAAGGAAGAGGAAGCUGGUGUUAAAGAAUUAGCAAAGCAGGUGAAGAGCUUGCCAGUGGUCAAUUACAACCUUCUCAAGUAUAUUUGCAGAAGGAGCGUGUAUCCUGGCAUGAGAAAGAUCUGCCCGGGAGUCCAGAUUCUACCACUGACUACUUACGUGUCUUUAUGCAAUUUUCUUAUCCUCUUUGAGACUAAAGAUCCUAAUAGGUUCUUGGAUGAAGUACAGUCCUAUUCAGGAAUUAACAAAAUGAGUGUGCAGAACUUGGCCACUGUCUUUGGCCCUAAUAUCCUGCGCCCCAAAGUGGAAGAUCCCUUGACCAUUAUGGAGGGCACUGUGGUGGUCCAACAGUUGAUGUCAAUGAUGAUUAGCAAACACGAUCGCCUCUUCCCCAAAGAUGCAGAGUUACAAAGCAAGCCCCAGGAUGGAGUGAGCAACAACAACAAUGACCUUCAGAAGAAGGCCACCAUGGGUCAGCUACAGAACAAGGAGAACAAUAAUACCAAGGACAGUCCUGGAAGGCGGUGCUCUUGGGACAAGUCUGAGUCUCCCCAGAGAAGCAGCACGGAUAAUGGAUCCCCCACAGCUCUAUCAGGCAGCAAAACCAACAGCCCAAGGAACAGUGUUCACAAGCUGGAUGUCUCUAGGAGCCCCCCUCUCAUGGUCAAAAAGAAUCCCGCCUUCAAUAAGGGCAGUGGGAUAGUCACCAAUGGGUCCUUCAGCAGCAGUAAUGCAGAAGGACUUGAGAAAGCCCAAACCACUCCCAAUGGGAGCUUACAGGCCAGAAGGACCUCUUCCCUGAAGGGGUCUGGUACCAAAAUGGGCACCCAGAGUGUACAGAACGGAACGGUGCGGAUGGGCAUUUUGAACACAGAUACCCUCGGGAACCCCGUGAAUGGUCGCAGCAUGAGCUGGCUGCCCAAUGGCUACGUGACCCUGAGAGAUAACAAGCAGAAAGAGCAAGCAGGAGAGUCGGGCCAGCACAACAGACUCUCCACCUAUGACAACGUCCACCAGCAGUUCUCCGUGAUGAGCCUUGACGACAAGCAGAGCGUCGACAGUGCCACCUGGUCCACUUCCUCCUGUGAAAUCUCCCUCCCUGAGAACUCCAACUCCUGCCGCUCCUCCACCACCACCUGCCCAGAACAAGACUUUUACGGUGGGAACUUUGAGGACCCCGUUUUGGAUGGGCCCCCGCAGGACGACCUUUCCCACCCCGGGGACUAUGAAAACAAAAGUGACCGGAGGAGUGUGGGCGGUCGAAGUAGUCGUGCCACCAGCAGCAGCGACAACAGUGAGACCUUUGUUGGCCACACCAGCAAUCACAGUGCGCUGCAUAGUUUAGUGUCCAGCCUGAAGCAGGAAAUGACCAAACAGAAGAUAGAGUAUGAGUCCAGGAUAAAGAGCUUAGAACAGCGAAACUUGACUUUGGAAACAGAAAUGAUGAGCCUCCACGAUGAACUGGAUCAAGAAAGGAAAAAGUUCACAAUGAUAGAAAUCAAAAUGCGAAAUGCCGAGCGAGCAAAAGAAGAUGCAGAGAAGAGAAAUGACAUGCUUCAGAAAGAAAUGGAGCAGUUUUUUUCCACAUUUGGGGAGCUGACAGUGGAACCCAGGAGAACCGAGAGAGGAAACACGAUAUGGAUCCAGUGAGGCUGAUUUCUCCCACUGUCUCCAGUGGCUCUGGGGAAGACUCUGGGGGUUCUGGUGGGAAUAUCAUAUAGGAUCAGGUGGCUGGUCACCUGGCUGUACAGAGCGCUAACUGGGGAAGACAUAUCAUUUACAGACAUUGCCCAUCCAUAUCUGUAAUGUGUACCAAAGUUGUAUCAUGCCCCAUAAUGCUACUGUCAAGUGUUACAACUGGAUAUGUGUAUAUAGAGUAGUUUUUAAAAAGUAAACUAAAAAUGAGAAGCAUAUCUCAAUAAUUAUUUUAUUGCAAGUCUUGUAUUUAAAAUGUUAAAUCAGUAUGUCAUUGCAGUUUAGCUUGCUUUCAAGCUUCACCCCUUGCACUUAAGCUAUUUUUGGCAUUGUGUUAUCAUCAGCAUAUUUUAUAGAUCAGUAUUUUUAUUUCCCCUUUUGCUGAGGAAAUGAAAAUAGGCAGAUAUAUAAAUAUAUAUAAAUAUAUAUAAGAUGAGUUAUUAAAAUCAAAAAGAAUACUUUGUGGCUGUGCUGUUUGUGCCAACGGACCUUGCCAUGACCAAAAAGAGAAAUGUAAAUAAUUUUAUAAAAUACGGUAGAAUCACCAGGAACCUUUGAAUUGCUCUGUAAAUUCUGCCCUUGACACUGCUCAGUUUUCUUGGUGAGAUGCUUUGACGCAGGAGAUUUUUGGACUAUGUAAAAAAGUCCCCUUCUCAAGCCCCCUGGUCUGCCUUGCCCGUUCCACAGAUGUAUGUCUCCUAUGCAGGAUGCACCUUAGAGGGGACACAUAGUUUUUUUAAAAAAGAGCAUUUAAGCAGUCAUGCCUUGAAUUACUCUGUCCUGCUACUGGAUGGUUAUGAGGGAGAUUCUUCCUGCCAUUGGGAAGUUGAAAAACAAUGCUGGCUAACCAGUGCCUACACUGAGCACGUGUCCUCUACUCCAACCCCGCGCCUCCACCUCCCCACCCACAAUGCAAACAGUGAAAUAGUAUUACCGUGUCUCUCUCAGUUAAACUGCUAGAGUGUGUGCCAUAUAUUCUUCUUUCACUCAGGCCGACUGCUCUGUUGUCAUCUAGGAUUCUUUCUGCACAACAGAGGGUAAAGGCAGUUUGCAGCAAGAGGGAGCUGAUGCAUGGGAAGGGGACCAGAAGGCGGAGGAGACAGGAUUGGAAGAAACAACUAUUUUGUUUCUAAUUUUUACAGUAUUCUUCCCUGUCAAAAACAUUUAUUCACAAUAAAUUUAAAAUGUGAAUCUUUAAAGGUCCAGGUUUGAUAAAUUUGUGAACAUCAGUAAUGAUAACUUUCCAGAGAAGCCCAGGGCUCUCUGGAGCUGGAGUUUGGGGAGAACAAUUCACAGUUCAAUGAGGCAAUGUUCGAAAUAAAUCUUUCUCACGCUAGAACAGAAAGUCACAAAAGGUAAAAUUGGAAAUAAAUACUAGUUGAGUUUAUGGGAUUCAUGUUGUUUGAAGGUUCUAUGUUUGUAUUUAUUUUCAAGGGGGCAGUAGACUUUGCAGAGUUCAUUCUUGCCACUGUGCUGCUUUUGUUUAUAUCCUUACACAGAGCAAGCUUACGUGGUCCUUUGGUAUCAACCACUGUCUAUGUAGCAAUACCUUCUUUAUCUUUAGUUCCCUUUUCUCUCUCUUUCCAAUUCUUUAACAAGAUACUCCCACCUGGAUACCCUAUUCAAGCUCAAAAUGUGUAAAAAUGAUCUCAAUAGCUCUCUCUACUUUUUCAUCUUUUCCCAGUCCCUGUCUUAGUUGACACAAACCUCAGACUCAUCCAGGGAGCUGUAUGAUACAAUAGCAAAAAUCAAAGGCUAUGCAGUCAAACUGCCUGUGUUCACAUUUUCUCCAAUUUGCCAGCUGUUGCUGAAUUUUUGAUGCAUCCUUUUUUUUUUAUCUGUAGAAUGGGAAUAAUAAAAGUACUGCUCUCACAGACUUGUUAUGUGGUUUCAAUGAGGUAGCUUGUAUUAGGCUGAGAACAGCACCUAGUAUACAGGAUGGACUCCAUAAAUGUUAACUCUGAUUUUUCUCUAUUCUGCCCUCUUCUUCACUUUUAAAUUCACUCACCAAGUACUGUUUAGUCCACCCAUCCUCACCUUUUUCAUCUGCUCUCUUUGAUCAGUUUCUCCCCAUCUCUCAAAGAAAGCAUCGCACCCAGCCACUUGUGUUCCAGUAUCUCUCCUCUACUUUCAUUUGCAGACUGCCCUAAGUCACCCUUCUGAUCAUAUCGUAGCCUUGCUAAUAACAUUCAAAUUCCCUUCACGAAGUGUAUACGACUCUAACCUUUCAUUCUCAUCUCCUGCAACUUCCCCCCACACCUGCCAUACCAUUUCAUGCCUCUGGAACUUUCCACCUCCUAUUGUUGUGCCCAUCUUGACUGCCUUCCUUCUAUCUGGCACACUCCUACCAUGCUUUUUUUUUUUCCAAAUCAAAUGUCAGCUCCUCUAUGACACUUCCUAGGAUCUCAAUGCAGAGUGAGUUACUUUUUGUGCUCCCAAUUUGGGUAUAUCUCUUUAAGCCUUUCCCAUGUCUGAUUAUUUUCUUCACUAAGUUAAGAAGCACUUUGGGAAGCAGCAAGGGGGAAUGAACGAUAAUUGCAGGAAACUGAGAGCCAGACAAACUAAGAUAUGCAUCUCAACAUGCCUUAGGCAAGAUGCAAGGCAAUAAGUCACUUAACCUCUCUGAACCUCAGUUUUUUCAUCUGUAAAGUGGAGAUAACCCCUACAAAGCAAAGAUGCUGUAAUACUUAAAGGUGAUAUGUACUGUGCUUAUCUCAGUGCCUGCCACUUAGCUACAUUGAUAACUCUAUUGAUAAAUGGAGCUUCUUAAGGCAUGAGAAUAAUCUCAUUGACCUUAAAUCUCUCCACCUCCAGCAUUAUUAUGCCACAGAGUGCCAGCAUGGAGAGUUAGCAAUAAAUUUGACCUUUGAUUUAUGAGGGAUAUUGUGAUUAAUUUUAACUAUAAAUCUCAGUGAUGAUGAUCUCCAGUCAAUGGAUACUAUGAACAGCUUGUCCAUCUGGGUUUCUACUGGUUCUUAUAUUAAUUCUGAUGAAAGCCUAGAAAAAAUUCAACUGCAAAUUGACAUAAUAAAUUGGAAAUAAGUAGGUAGUAUCAAGGGUUCAUUUGCCACAUCCUGUGUACACUUCUUUAAAACUCUUUAGGCAACUGCAAUGAUUCUUAAAUUAUGAGCUCGGGAGAAAAGAUUUGCUUCCAAGUGUUGAGUCUAUAGUAUUGGUUUUACUCAUCAAACUAUAUGGCUGGGUAUCCUUUAGAGAACAUUUAAAAUAGAAGUGCCUAGGACAUCAAGCCAACUGAAAUGUAGAUUUUACAUGUAAAUUUAUUGUGAACUGAUGAAAAGCUCCAAGUGGAAUUUAAAUAAUGUCAUUCCUAUUUAUUCACAAGGUGAGGAGGGCUCCUUUUAAAAAAAAGUAGGUUAUUCCCAGGUAGGAUAGUUUAAAUCACUGAUAUAUAAUUAUCUCCCCUUGGAAAUUCAGGAGAGGAUUAAAGACUGGGAAGCCAACCACAAACCUCAGUGUUCCUUACAUUGCAGAUCUGGGUUCUGCUUAGAGCAGCAUCCUAGAAAAGAAUAUACAUGAACUUUUGGAUUCAGAGACCUGGAUCAAAAUCCCAACUCUGCCACUUAUUAGAUGAACAAACUUAAGAAAAGUUACAUAAUGCUUAUAAGCCUAUAUUUGCCUUUCCAUCAAAUAGGGAUAAUAAUAGUGCCUCUUCCUCACUGAAUAUUUUCGAGAAAUGAUUAAGUGAAAUGAUUAGCACAGUACCUGGAGUAUAGUAAGUGCUCAAUAAAUAGUAGUUGUCAGCCCUCAGAUUACUUCUACUGAAAGGGUGCCACAGCUUCUAGAGAACAUAACAAGAUUCUGGCCUCAGCAAACAGGCCGACAAUGAAACGCUAGCAUGCAUAGCAGCAGAGGAUAUAAUUGUGUCCCCUUCCCAAAUACUCUAAUUUCAUCUUUUCUCAGAUAAUCUGCCAGAGACUGAUGACAAGGAAGAGGCAACCCAAAGCAUCCUUUCUAUUCUGAGUUAAUACAAUUAUAUCUGUGAUCUGGGAAUAAUGUCUAAAGAACCACCUCUAACUGUCUUGCAUCAACUCUGUCUAUGUGGACACUGAGGAAGACAUUGGGCAUUAAAGGUAUUGGGUAACAUACAAUGAAAGUGCCUAAGGAUAUGGGCCAGUGAACAUACCUACACUUACAUCAGCAUCACCUUUAGCGAGUAUUUAUUGAAGGCCUCCACAAGCCAGGCCAGCACUGUGCUAGGUGCCCUGGGAUACCUAGUUCACAAUAAUUACCACAUGAGAUGAUGUACUGUGGACAUAAGGGGUCACAGAGGUGAGGCUGGGCACGAGCCAUGACUAUGAUGUAAGCCCUGAAGGAUGAGUCGUAAGUUAGCAGACAGGGAGGCGGUUUGGGACAGAGACCUCCCUGGAGCAUGCGUGGAAGAGCACAUGCAAAGGUGCCUGUGGUGCAGACUCUAGGGAGUCUUUUCAGUGAUAUAAAAAGACCUAGCCAGCCUGUGCUGUCGAGGUGGCCUUGUGUGUAACAACCUACCCACACCCCGCGAGACCUGAAAACACACUUAGGACCCGGGUGCCUUCCACUCUUUUAUUCAAAGAAAGCAGCCAGAGCUGGACACAUUUUACCUUGUUUAAAUUCAUAAACUACAGGGAAAGAGUGCUGGAUUUCUGGCUCCCAAAGGUCUAUUUCAUUAUUCUCUUUAUAGUCUUCUUAACAGCAUCAGUGCGGAAUGAGUCGAACAUUAGCACUGCCCAGCUGAAGGGCCUCUUUUGCAAAGUGACUUGGAACAUCUACAGUUCCCCAGGCAGCCGAAAUUUACUGAACCUACUGUAGAGCUUCAAAUAGAAAGUUUAACUGAUGAAAAGUGUGUUUUUUAACUCACAGCUUGUGGCUCAGGUCCAGGGCUGAACAACACUCUUUAUUUCUGGACUACGUGUAGCUGCUACCAUUAUGGCCCCUCCAGGGCCAAGCCCAGGUGAGACCAGCCCACACAGGUAGGGGUCCCUUUCUUAAGUAGACAGUAUGGGUAACAGGAUAUUACUGAAUUGUUUGAAUGAGGAGUCCAAUUGGACUAUCUGCUUUAAGCAAAGUUGUCUCUUAGCUCUGAGGGAAGCCCUUUAAGAACUGAUGAAAAUACCAUGUCCAUCCCAGUCCUCUCCUCCCAACAUACACGUUCCCUGCCUCCUUAUGAUUCAUUAGAAUUGAUUAUGUACCACACACCAAAGUCAUCCCAGGGUUGGGCCAUCGCACCUCACCCUCCAUUAUUUUUCAUCAAAGUAGUUCACACUGCAUGUCACUUGCCUCCCCCGUGAGCUCAUCGCCACAUCGCUCAGCACAUUCCCCCAUUUGCUUCAAACUCUGAUCCCCCCUCCCCUUCCCCAAACUUUCCAUUACACCUUCUACAUCUAAAAGCUACCAGCAACCUCCCUUACAUCUCUGAAGAAUAGUUACCUCCUGAAGACACAGCUCCCCAGCAGCCCUCUCAAGGAUGGCUAUUUUUCCUUCCCACAACCAGCGUAUCAUUAGGCUGAAGAAAAGGUAGGUCUUGCUUGGCUCUUUGCUGCUACUUUCAGAGCUUUGAUCCUCUGUCCUCCCUAAGAACCUCCUUGGAAGCACAUGUCACAUGAAAGAAUAUUUCAGCACCUAAUCAACUGUCUUUCCCCCACCCCUACUCAUGUACCAUCCACCAACCUGGCCAUACAGCUCCUUGACCUGUUCACUUCUGAAAAAUCUUGUUCUCCCUUUGCCUGAACAUCAGCCACCUGUGCCCAAGGUUGACCUCACACUGUGCCGUUACCAACAACUGCACCAUCACCAAAAUAUCCGUUCCAAGCUUCUACUCUCUGAUCGUCACCUCUUCUCUUUCUAGGUCACCGCCUUUGGCACCAUCACUCCAACAAUGCUUGUAUACUCCCAGAGUAUCUCUGAGCCACAGACUUCCUUAAAUUUUCACAGACCAUGAUCCCCUCAUGUCAUUGCUUCCCUUCUUGACCAACUUAGCUUCUGUGGUUCCUCGUCAUAUUUAUUCUCUUGUCUCCAUUCUCAAAUCACUUCAUCUUCUCUUCCACCACUCCACUCAUCUAAGAAGAAAGAAAAACAACAACAAAAAAAUAAAAACAAAAAAAACAACCCAACUUCGGCUAAAUCCAAUUUCUGCUUCCUCCUAACCUGCACCUGAGAAACUAAACAUGACUGAAGAGCAGAAGACCACCAAUUGACUUGUCUAUCUUAUAUUUAUAUAAAUAUGGCUCACAUGGACCUCAUCGUUGUUCAGUAACUUAUCUUCAUACUUUCUAAGGUCUAUCUCGUACUUCUUAAGCCUCCACGAACUCUUCCCAUCCUCAUUUUCAGCUGACAACCUUACUUACAUAAGCUUACUUACUGAUUUCCUGUUUUUACUGAGAAAAGAAAUCAGAAGACUAUAUUUUUAUGUUUCAUCAUCAUAUCUAGCAAACAAUCUACACCUGUCCUGUAUACAUCACUUUAGCUCCUGCUCCAAUGACUCUGUUGUCUGCUCCAACCAGGCCAACCAUUCCUCUUAGAGCACCCACCCCUUUGGCCUUUUCAAGAGCAUUGCUCCUUCAGAUAAAUACUCUUUCUCUCUUGCAUUACACAUAUUGCUCUUAAAUAUUAGUCCCAACAACAUAUACCUGUGCUGUAAUAACUUUUUAAAAAUCCUCUCUUCAUAUCCUACGUAUGACUAAUUUCAAUAUCAUCUUCUGUUUCACUUUUUAGAAAAAAAAUUCUUCAAUUUUCUAUACUUGUUCCUAACUUCUCACCUCCCACAUUCUCUUAAAUUCACUGGCGUCAUGCUUUCUUGCUCAAAAUUGCAGAGAAACCACUGUAGUCAAGGUCAGCCAUGACCUUCACAAAGUCAAGUCCAAUUGUCAAUCUUCAGUCCCCAUCUUACUCAGUCACUUAGUAACAUUGUCCCUGGUGUCCACUCCCUCAUUUUUGAAACACCUUUAUUUGGCUUCCAGGACAGCGCCAGCUCCUGGUUUUCCCUCUACUUCACUGGACAUUCCUUAGAAUACUCUCCUGUUCCUGAUUUCUAUAUGUUGGAACAAGAGGUGCGUCCAUCUUUAGACUCUUCUUCUUCUUCACCUAUACUCAGUUUCUUAAUGGUCUCAUAUAAUCUGGUUUCAAUGAACACUUAUAAGCUGACUACUCUCAGAUUUAUGUUUCAGCUCAAUUUCUUCCCUUAACUCCAGCCUCGUAGAUACUCCAGCUACUUCACUUGAAUAUCUAAUCAUCAACUGACAUUUCCAACAACAAAUAUGAUUUUCUUCCCAAAUAUGCUCCUAACCCAUCGUUCACAGUCAACUGCACUAUCAUUUACCUUGUGGUUUAGAUUUCUUAAAAAUCCAGAGUCAUUCCUUGAUCUCUUUCUUUCAUAUCACAUAUCAAUCCAUCAGCAAAUCUUGUCAACUCCACCUUCACAAUGUAUCCUUAAUUAGAUCCUGAAUCCAACCCCUUCUCAGCAUCAGCACUUUCUAGUUCAAGCCCCAUCAUGUCUUUCUGGACUACUGUUACACCCUACAAUGGACUCUUCAUUUCCAUUCUUAUCUUUCUUCUCUUUCUUCUUAACCUCCUCUCUCUACUCAGCCAGAGGGAUCCUUUCAAAAAGAAAAAUUAGAUUAUAUUAUUUCCAUGCUUAGAUCUAUCCAUCAUCUUCCCAUGUUUAGAAUAAAAUCCCAAGAUCUUGCUAUGCUCUAACCCUGCUUACCUCUCCAAUUUCAUUUAUUAUCACACUAAUCUUGUCCAUUCUGCUUCAUCCACAAGACUCUUUGCCAUUCCUUAUAUAUUCAAGCAAGCUCUUACUCCAGAGCCUUUACACUUGCUUUUCCCUCAGAUACUGAUAUGGCUCAUUCCCUCACUUUAUUCAGGUCUCUGCCCAAAUAUCAUCUCUCUGAGAGGCCUGCCCUGACCACCUCAUCUAAAUGGCACCCUUUUUCAUGCCGUAUUCUUUUAACCUGCUUUGUCUGUCUUCUUAGUGCUAUGCACGACCUUACUUCUCCAUUAGAAUGUAGAUUACAUGAAGGCAGAAAGGUUGCCUGAAUUGAUCACAACUACGUGUGCAUAGAAUAGUCCUCGGAAAACUGAAGCGCUCAAGCAAUAUUUGCGGCAUGAUUCAAUGAGUGAAUAUUCAGAGUUCAAUGCCAAAUUUCAGGUUCAUAUAUUCAGGGAUGUUCUGAGUUGGAGUUUCUAAUAAAAAAUAUUAAAUGACUAAAUUCUACCCUAAGUUAUUUUAGGGCUCCAUUCAUCACUUACAGACUAAACAAAUUUCAGAGAUUUGGCUUCAUAUGAGAGCAUCACUGCAGAGAGACUCCAGUACACGUUGUGAUGUCAUUUGCUGAUCUGGAGAUUUUGAUGCCAGAAAUAUGAGCCUCAAGCUCAGCAUCCAGGCCUAAUAGCACUCAGAGGAAACGUGUAUCAAAAUAACUUUAUAUAAUGUAGAAAAAAAGUAUGCAUUCUAUUGUGUUGUUGUUGUUGUUUUUUAGCCUCUGAAAUUUUAAUCUAUUUUUUCCAGGAUACAAAUAUCAUAAGUUAUUGACAACGUCUCAAAAUGUCAUCACAUUUCUCCCUUUAUCUGGUGACUGACAAUUUGUUUAAGACCUACCAAAAGAUAGCAGUAAAUCUUUAGAUCAAAAAAGUGAGAAUAAAGAUACAUAUAUUUCCUCAUUGAGUUAGUGCAGGCCUACUUGUAUCUUUCAUCUCUAUGCUAUUUUUAAAAUAAAUUGUAAACAAUGUUUUCAUCUCCUAUAAUGUCAUGGAAAAUAUCCAGAGUUUUCUUAUGCUGAUUCAUUAAGUGUACUUACAUGAAAUUAGACAAAAUGAUAAUAUUGAAAGAAGCAGAUUUCUUGUUUCAUUGCUUUAAGAGAAUAAUAAAAAUGGAAUCAUUCAAGUCACACCACUAA
This is a messenger RNA of Balaenoptera acutorostrata (minke whale), 11780 nucleotides long. It is a transcript of the gene ARHGAP24, whose product is annotated as Rho GTPase activating protein 24. Gene Ontology annotation, molecular function: GTPase activator activity. The record is from RefSeq and is a predicted model, not a curated record. Gene Ontology annotation, biological process: negative regulation of Rac protein signal transduction; negative regulation of ruffle assembly; wound healing, spreading of epidermal cells. Gene Ontology annotation, cellular component: focal adhesion. Bases 754 to 2841 code for a protein of 695 amino acids. NCBI's taxonomy places the organism in Eukaryota, Metazoa, Chordata, Mammalia, Artiodactyla, Balaenopteridae. The transcript is spliced from 8 exons.